Messenger RNA from Oncorhynchus masou masou (cherry salmon), 1710 nucleotides. Its product is annotated as transmembrane protein 221-like. The transcript is spliced from 3 exons. Lineage: Eukaryota; Metazoa; Chordata; Actinopteri; Salmoniformes; Salmonidae. The record is from RefSeq and is a predicted model, not a curated record. The coding region runs from base 113 to 1018 and encodes 301 amino acids.
UGGAAAAGAGGACCGCAAGAAGGAUUCGGAGGAUAAAGUGGAUUCCCACCGCGAUAACUUUUUCCAAGGAAGACAAGUGCGUCGACGUCAGUCCGUGAUUUAUUACCCAAAUAUGACGGUUUACAGCCAGCGGUCUUUGAUGGUCCUUGCUUUAUUAGGGAUCCUAUCAGGGAUUAUGUCUCUGCUAUCGGUCAAUCUGAUUUUCCACUUACAAACACAACAGAUUGCUGUGAAGGAAUCUCCCCCCACCAUCUCCAUCGUGCCAACUAAUGUUUGGGCAGUGCUGAUGCCAGUGUCUACAGUGCUUUCUGCUCUGUCUCUCACGCUCAAUUUGAGCUCUGUCGUGGUCUGCCUUCUGCACAGCUACUUUACAACCGAGAUAUGCAGAGGAGAAGAUGAUACUGAAAAAGCAGACUGGUUCCUAUUGGAUAGCCGAGCUGUCCGACAUGUGGCCAUCGGACUAUUUUGCCUUGGGGUUUCAGUAUACUUAGCAGCUAUGUCCAUCUACAUGCUGCUGGUGUUUGAGGUAGAGACAGGCAUAGCAAGCGCAUGCGUACUGGCCUCGGGCAUCCUGAUUCUGCUGAUGAUCGUGAUUCACUCCCUGGUCAAAGCCGCCCGUACCGCCCAACACUACCGCGGUGGGGAACACACUGACACCUUGUACCAGAACCAGCACGGUGGGAGCACCCCUGCCGCCCGGCAAGGCAAGCUCCAAGACGGGGAAAAACCCAGGAGGCACCGCAACAACUCCCAACUCCACCGGCAUUUGUCCUACCCCCCUCCCUGCACCGACCCUAAGCAGCAUCAGUACUCCCCAUCCCACAGCCCUCAGAGCCACAGCAGUGACAAGGAGGGCUACAGUAGUGGUGGAAGUGUUUCUAGAAUGCACAGGACCCUGUCAACAGAGUCAGGGCUGCUGCAGUCUCCAUCUAAGCCCUGGAAUGGCAUUAACAAUGAGAUGCGGAGCGUGCUGGCCCGCAAGUCAGGAGCCCCCAGUAAAGACUCUACUCUGGUGUGACCUGACCUGCAAAGUCUUAGUACAUUCCUAACCAACCAUCAAACGUUCCGAAGAACGUUACAGUAUGGAUAGAAAAUAUCUGAAGCUAUUUAAAAGCUCUGAGCUAUCCCUUCAUGAUCCAAGCACCACUAAUACUAUUACUGUACAUUUCAAUACAGACAUCCAGUGAAACUGUCAUUUUAAAUACACCUUUCCUAACAUCUCGUUCCCUUUUUGCCUUUGUAUUGACUUUUUACAACGAAACCAUCACUAUUAAACCCUCUCUAGAAUGUUUACUUACUGGUAUUCCAAUGGAAAAUGUUAGUAACUUAUAGCUAAUGCUAUAGUUGCUACGUGAUUAUACAAUUUAACAAGUGGCAGAGAAAUGCUUUAUAUUUUCAAAAUUGUUUGGUAAAGACCAAAGGUGGUCUUUGAAAUAUUGCCAAAACUGUUAAUUACACAAUGUGUAGAUACAUUUGGUAGUGUUUAGUCUGCAUACUGUAAAACAAACAUGUCAUAACUUUGAAUAAAGGUCGUGAGUAUGUUGAUACAAAACACUGUAAAAAAUAAAGUGGAGCAUUUUAAGUAAACCAGUAUUAGCACAUUCAGCUUCAUUCUAGUGCACUUACUUGAAAGUCAAGAGAGUGCCUUGAGUCCAAGUAUAGCUUUGAGUGAUGCCUGAAGAACGACUAACCUUGGACAGUGUCUUCCAG